Closterium sp. Yama58-4 is the source of this 2388-nucleotide messenger RNA. Lineage: Eukaryota; Viridiplantae; Streptophyta; Zygnematophyceae; Desmidiales; Closteriaceae. The record is from the annotation of a GenBank genome assembly.
AUGAGCCACGUGGUCGCCAUGUCCCACGUGGUCACCAUGACCCACAUGGUCACCAUGACCCACGUGGUCACCAUGACCCACGUGGUCGCCAUGAGCCAUGUGGUCACCAUGACCCACGUGGUCACCAUGACCCGCAUGGUGUCAUCACCUGGCCUUUCGUUUCACCAAUGCUACUGCCGCCUCUCUUCAUUCCGUCCUCGUCCAUGCUCCUUGUUCAUGGAACGACUCUCAGUGCAUGCCAUCAGUGAUCACUGCGCAAUCAUACUAUCCCCCUGUGUUGUAUCACCAUUCCAUCUCUCUCUUCCGCAUCUCCCAUUCUCCGCCCCGCCCCAACCCCCCGUCCCCUUUCCAUGGCAGGGACUGUCGACGUACAUCCGCAGCAUGCUAUCCACGCAGGUACACCGCAGCAUGCUAUCCACGCAGGUACACCGCAGCAUGCUAUCCACGCAGGUACACCACAGCAUGCUAUCCACGCAGGUACACCGCAGCAUGCUAUCCACGCAGGUACACCGCAGCAUGCUAUCCACGCAGGUACACCGCAGCAUGCUAUCCACGCAGGUACACCACAGCAUGCUAUCCACGCAGGUACACCGCAGCAUGCUAUCCACGCAGGUACACCGCAGCAUGCUAUCCACGCAGGUACACCGCAGCAUGCUAUCCACGCAGGUACACCACAGCAUGCUAUCCACGCAGGUACACCGCAGCAUGCUAUCCACGCAGGUACACCGCAGCAUGCUAUCCACGCAGGUACACCGCAGCAUGCUAUCCACGCAGGUACACCACAGCAUGCUAUCCACGCAGGUACACCGCAGCAUGCUAUCCACGCAGGUACACCGCAGCAUGCUAUCGACGCAGGUACACCACAGCAUGCUAUCCACGCAGGUACACCACAGCAUGCUAUCCACGCAGGUACACCGCAGCAUGCUAUCCACGCAGGUACACCACAGCAUGCUAUCCACGCAGGUACACCACAGCAUGCUAUCCACGCAGGUACACCGCAGCAUGCUAUCCACGCAGGUACACCGCAGCAUGCUAUCCACGCAGGUACACCACAGCAUGCUAUCCACGCAGGUACACCACAGCAUGCUAUCCAUGCAGGGAUCGAAUCUCGACAGCAAUGCCAAGCAGUGGAGGCUGGCUGCUGACGUCAUCAAUGAUGUCGUUUCCCUCUCCUCUAGUCUCAAACCUGUCAGACGACCACAUCUCAGCUCAGCGUUUCACUUCCUCCUUUCUCCGACUUCCUACCCCCACGUUUCUCGCCCCCACCACUCCUUCCCUGUCCCGUCCUUUCUCCCUUUCAUCGUCCUAAUCCCCUUCCCUCCCACCUUCCCGCAUGGGCGCACAGGAAUGCUUCUCGAUCUGCUCUCGCCCCUUGUGCCCUCCGCCUUCCUGCCGCUGCUCUGCCUGGGCAGCAUUUCCCGAGCCAUAACCGGCACUGCCAGUGGGGCCACCAGAGCGGCACUUACACAGCACUUUGCUAAAAGGCAAAACGCGGCAGACAUCUCCGCAAAGGAGGGCAGUCAGGAGACGGCAGCAACGAUGGCAGGCAUGCUGGCAGGGAUGCUGGUGGCACAGCUUGUGGCGGGCAACGUGCUGCUACUGUGGGCUGUCUUCCUCUCCCUCACUGCCUUCCACGUCUAUGGGAUGCUGGUGGUGGCACAGCUGGUGGCCGGGGCGUGCUGCUGCUGCGGGCUGUCUUCCUCUCCCUCACUGCCUUCCAUGUCUAUGGUACAGUGUGGAGUGAAUCGCCAUGCUGCCCGCGAUGCUUCGCACUCCACGGUAGCAGCCAACUACCGCGCUGUGAAGAGCCUGUGCCUCACGAGCCUCAACCGGGAAAGGGCUGCGCUGCUGCUGCUGGCGUACCGAGGCGAGCAGAAGCAAGUCCUCUCACCAACUGCUGUCUCUCUGCAGGAGCGCCUUGUUCCCUUCCUGCCUCAGGACAGCCACGGCAGGGUGCACAUGCUCAUGCGGCAUGUGCACUUGGGAGCUCGGUUGAGUGACUUGCACGGCAAGAAACUAGACCUUGCGGUGUGGCAAGCCAUCAGACGUUAUGCAAAAGGUCGUUACCUUCUGGUGUUUGCACCCACAAGAUCACCUUCGUUACAGUCACAAUCACCGCCACCACCAUCGCCAUCGUUGCCGCAUGUGCACCCCUUCAUUCAUCGAGAUGCAUCGAAUGCGGACGUGCUUCGGGCGUACAUCCACGCUCUCACGGCCCUCCAAGAGAUCUGGCAAGAGGCUCGGAAUGCAGUAGGCCCAAAUGCAGGCUCGCCAGGGACUGGAGCUUCGUCGAGACUGUCACUAGUGGAGGCGGCGGAGGCUCGGGCAGGUACCUGGAUGGCGUCAGAGUAUUCUCAGUUUCUAGACAAGGUGAGUCUUGAGUGUUGA